Messenger RNA from Culex pipiens pallens (northern house mosquito), 756 nucleotides. RefSeq lists its product as uncharacterized. The transcript has 3 exons. NCBI's taxonomy places the organism in Eukaryota, Metazoa, Arthropoda, Insecta, Diptera, Culicidae. The record is from RefSeq and is a predicted model, not a curated record. Bases 58 to 600 code for a protein of 180 amino acids.
ACGGUUGAAGUUCGAAGGAAGUCAACGUGUUUGGGGGGAAAUCCUGACCGUCGGAGUAUGGAGCGGAUAUUGAGCGGAUACAUCAAGGCCCACGGGUAUGCCAUUGCGGUGGCCGCCCUCACUUUCGGCUGUAUCUUUGCCGCCGAUGUAAGCCUCGUGGAGGAGGAGUUACGGCCGCUGGACGUGGACGAUGUCGUCGUGGAUCACAGUCAGACGUUUUUCCGGGUGAGGCCCAUGGGGCAGUUGAUGUUCUCGUUGAUCUGGGUGCUCGUGGGGACGAUCUUCCUGGUGGGGAUCGUGUUCGAGAAGAAGGAAACGAUCCUGCCGUUCGCCACGAUCUUCUCAAUCGACUUCAGUUUGUUUCUGAUCCAGCAGCUGACGCAGCUUGAGCGGCGGAACUUCAAGGAGCUCGUUCUGUCCUCGAACACCGCAGUAUUAGUUGUGAUCCCGGUGUACGUCGGAUUCACGCUGGUCGUGCUGUAUCGGUUAUUCGACCGGAGUUCCGACGAUCCGGACGAAGAUCAGGACGACGUGGAGAGUGCCCGGAAGCCGGUCAAAUUCACGCUCGGCGACGAGUUCGAUGACUCGUGGAUCAGCUAGUUCACGUGUGCUGCAUAGCAACUAGUAUUAAUACCAAUACCGCACACUAUUACACUAUAGCUCUGUUGUAAAUAUUAUCAUUCUGUGAAUCAAAUUAAAAUCGCGCCCGUCAUUCAUCCCUAAGGAGGGACCAUCAGGGCAAAACACCUUCUAGAA